Molecule: messenger RNA, 2631 nt
Organism: Camelus dromedarius (Arabian camel)
Lineage: Eukaryota; Metazoa; Chordata; Mammalia; Artiodactyla; Camelidae
Gene: NPRL3
Product: NPR3 like, GATOR1 complex subunit
Exons: 13
Coding region: 281-1990 (569 amino acids)
Biological process (GO): cellular response to amino acid starvation; negative regulation of TORC1 signaling; positive regulation of autophagy
Cellular component (GO): GATOR1 complex
Source: RefSeq, a predicted model, not a curated record
CUCGCGAGUUUGGCCGGCGCGUUAAGUGGCACGUAGGUUGGUGGACUGUCGGGUACGCUCCGUCAGCCUGGCUCCGCUCACCGCCCCCCUGUCCCCGACGCGUCUUUCUCAGAGCCUCUCCGCCCCGUCCUGUUCCCUUCGGAGCCCCCAAUCCAUCACCCGUCUCCCUCGGAGCCCCUCUAGCCCCCGGCCCGUUUCCCUCUACGCGCCGCCGCCCUUGGCCCAUCCUCGGCUCCCCACACCUUCCCUCGCCCCGACCCCUCCCCGGGCCCCUGGCGGGAUGGGGGACAACACCAGCCCCAUCAGCGUGAUUCUGGUGAGCUCGGGGAGCAGGGGCAAUAAGCUGCUGUUCAGGUACCCCUUCCAGAGAAGCCAGGAGCACCCGGCGUCCCAGACAAGUAAGCCUCGUAGCAGAUACGCUGUCAACGGCACCGGAGACCACGCAGAGGACCAGGACGGCGACUCCAAGUUUUCAGAUGUCAUUCUGGCGACAAUCUUGGCAACCAAGUCUGAAAUGUGUGGCCAGAAGUUCGAACUGAAGAUUGAUAACGUGCGUUUUGUUGGGCACCCAACGCUGCUGCAGCACGCUCUGGGGCAGGUCUCCAAGACAGACCCGUCUCCAAAGAGGGAAGCUCCCACCAUGAUUCUUUUCAAUGUGGUGUUUGCACUUAGGGCCAACGCUGACCCGUCAGUGAUAAACUGUUUGCACAACCUCUCCCGACGCAUCGCCACCGUGCUGCAGCACGAGGAGCGCCGCUGCCAGUACCUCACGCGGGAGGCCAAGCUGAUCCUCGCACUGCAGGAUGAGGUGUCCGCCAUGGCUGAUGCAAAUGAUGGUCCUCAGUCCCCAUUCCACCACAUCCUGCCCAAGUGCAAGCUGGCCAGGGACCUCAAGGAGGCUUACGACAGCCUCUGUACGUCCGGCGUGGUGCGGCUCCAUGUCAACAGCUGGCUGGAGGUGAGCUUCUGCCUGCCCCACAAGAUCCACUAUGCGGCCACCAGCCUCAUCCCCCCCGAGGCCAUUGAGCGGAGCCUGAAGGCCAUCCGCCCGUACCACGCCCUGCUGCUGCUCAGUGACGAGAAGUCCCUGCUGGGCGAGCUCCCCCUGGACUGUUCCCCAGCCCUGGUGCGUGUGAUCAAGACCACGUCUGCCGUGAAGAACCUGCAGCAGCUGGCCCAGGAUGCAGACCUGGCCUUGCUGCAGGUUUUCCAGCUUGCAGCUCACCUGGUGUACUGGGGCAAGGCCAUCGUCAUCUACCCGCUGUGUGAGAACAACGUCUACAUGCUUUCUCCCAAUGCCAGCGUGUGCCUGUACUCCCCACUGGCCGAGCAGUUCUCCUGCCAGUUCCCGUCUCAUGACCUGCCGUCCGUCCUUGCUAAGUUCUCCUUGCCGGUGUCCUUGUCAGAAUUUAGGAAUCCCCUCGCCCCUCCUGUGCAGGAGACCCAGCUCAUCCAGAUGGUGGUGUGGAUGCUGCAGCACAGGCUCCUCGUCCAGCUGCACACGUACGUCUGCCUGAUGGCCUCGCCCAGUGAGGACGAGCCCCGCCCCCGGGAGGAUGAUGUCCCCUUCACCACCAGGGUUGGCGGCCGCAGCCUCAGCACGCCCAACGCCCUCAGCUUCGGCUCCCCAACCAGCAGUGACGACAUGACCCUCACCAGCCCCAGCAUGGACAACUCUAGUGCAGAGCUGCUCCCCAGUGGGGACUCACCGCUGAACAGGAGGAUGACGGAGAACCUGCUGGCCAGCCUGUCUGAGCACGAGCGGGCAGCCAUCCUCAGUGUGCCCGCGGCCCAGAACCCCGAGGACCUCCGCAUGUUCGCCAGGCUCCUGCACUACUUCCGUGGCCGCCACCACCUGGAGGAGAUCAUGUACAAUGAGAACACCCGGCGCUCCCAGCUGCUCACGCUCCUGGACAAGUUCCGCAGCGUCCUGGUGGUAACUACCCACGAGGACCCGGUUAUCGCCGUCUUCCAGGCCCUGCUCACGUGAGCCCGAGCUGAGGAUGGGGCAGAGGGGCUGCUGCCGUGGGCAGGGGUGCUGGCCUGUCCCCUCCCCAUGCGGCCACUGCCCUCUGCAUCCUCAGUUUCAUCCAGUCCUCGAAACAGACUCCACGUCUGAGCUGAGAGGGAGAGGCUGGAGAUGGAGGAAGCAUCCAGGACUCAGGCCUCUGAGUGAGACCUGCGUGCUUCCCACAGAGGCUCAGGCCUGAGUUCUCUCAGAGCCCCCUCCCCACCCUGCCGGUCCAGAAUGUGAGGCCUGAGUGCCCAGCCCAGACCUCACCACUGUCCUGCAUUAGCCACAAGGAGGCUAUGGCCAGGCUGUCACCCCACAACACACCCCACUCAGCCGCCACCUGAGGCACAAGGACCUGGGCUGAUGAUGUCCUGCAGCUGGUGAGGGCCUGCUGAACAUGCUUCCUUGGGGGAGGGGCAGGAAGCUGCUCCGCACUGGUGCUUCUGGUCCUCCUGUGCCCAGGGCGGCCUCUCAAGACACCUGCUGCACGCGUAGACCCGGGUCCUACCAUGGAGGAAGAGCUGACUACCAAGGGGCUCUGGAUGAGACGCAAGUGAGUUUUCUGGAAACACUGCAUUUAUUUUGUUUUUAAACAAUUAAAAAUCAUCAUCCACACA